Messenger RNA from Toxorhynchites rutilus septentrionalis, 4418 nucleotides. RefSeq names its product period circadian protein (gene per). Gene Ontology annotation, cellular component: cytoplasm; nucleus. The record is from RefSeq and is a predicted model, not a curated record. Gene Ontology annotation, biological process: entrainment of circadian clock by photoperiod; circadian regulation of gene expression; negative regulation of transcription by RNA polymerase II. The transcript is spliced from 5 exons. The coding region runs from base 500 to 3706 and encodes 1068 amino acids. Gene Ontology annotation, molecular function: transcription corepressor binding; transcription cis-regulatory region binding. NCBI's taxonomy places the organism in Eukaryota, Metazoa, Arthropoda, Insecta, Diptera, Culicidae.
CGAACCGCUUGCAAUCAGUCAGUUAUUACCGGUCGCCUAGCUCGGAUUGGAAUUUACAUCCUUGCUAACUUUUACAAAUAACGCUCAACACUAGCGGAAAACAGUGUAUGAGCAAGGAAUAAAUAAAACAGUGAUCUUUAUAAUAGAUACGAAUUACUUGUUAAAUGAACGAAUAAUUUGGUUUCCAGGAGAAAACUUUUGCAGUGUUUUUUAGUGUGUUUUUGUGGUCAAUACAGCGCUUAAGUUAAAUAUGACACCGCUUGUGUAGUGGGAAUAGUUAUUACACAAGCAAAUAAGCGAACAGAUUGAAUAAAUUAUUUCGUUCUCCGAUAUGUGACGAGGCAAUAUGAGAAGAGGAAACCGCAAAAUUGUGACAACUAAGUUGACUGUGUAUAAGUUUUAUACACAAUUAUAAGUAGAACGAUCAGUGCAAAAAAUUAUAUUUAUAUAUACACACACCAAGUGAUAAAAAAGAAAAACAUUAAUCCAAAAAUCGUGUAUGUGGCAAGAAACGGAAAGUUGGAGACACAUCAAGUUUAUUGUAACACUGAAGAGCGCAAAGCGCUACCAUAGAUACAGUUCACGGUUCGCUAAUAGAAUGAUGGAGAACUCAGAGGGUACAGAAUCGACCCAUAACACAAAGAUCUCCGAUUCCGGAUAUUCCUACAGUUGCAGCAACAGCCAAUCCCAACGCAGCGGCAGCUCCAAGUCCCGUCACAGCAACUGGUCUGGCACUAGCGGUUUCAAUGGCAAGGGAAGUGCUCUGCCGGACGGAACAACCGCUACGCCACAACCACCAGCGAAACGCAUCAAGGACAAGAAUCGUAAAAGGAAGCUCAAAAAUUCUGCCGAUUCCGUGGUGGUGAAUGAAUCCGAACUCACUUGCAUUUCCGAUGUCACCGAUGGUCAAGAUGAGGGUAAAAUUUCAAUACACGUAUCAUCCGCUGCCGAUCAGCAGGAAGCUCCCCAGAGUCCAAUGGAAGCAGCAAACGUAGUUACAGCAACCAUUGAAAACCAAGAUCAUGCAGUUGAAGUAGAGGACCAAUCACCGAUAGAUCAGUCAGAAAUACAUCAAUCUAUCAGAAUACCGAUAACCCCUCCCCGACUUUCACCAAGCCGUUGCACUGGACUUUCUCCGAAAGAAAACCAUGAACCAGAAGUAGAGGUCAGUAUUCGAGAGCAGCUGGGUGGGUCAAUCACACCGGCAACCCCCAAACCUAACAAUAAAGAGGGAUUCUACUGUGUCAUCACGGAAUACGACAGCGUAGUUUUGUACACAACGCCGGGCAUAACACAUUGUAUAGGUUUUCCGAAAGAUAUGUGGCUGGGUCGAUCGUUUCUUGAUUUCGUCCAUCCCAAUGAUCGAGCGUCGUUUGCUAGACAAAUCACUUCCAAAGUGAGCAUACCCGUUGGCGAAUGCAAUCAAAAGAAUCAAAAAAACUCAUUGUACGCAUCGUUGCGCAAAUACAGAGGGCUGAGAAGUAGUGGUUUCGGCGUUACCAAGACUGCGGUAAGUUACGAACCGUAUCGGUUAGUACUGACCUACCAUGAAGCACCUACUGGGUACAAUGAGUUCAUUACGAAUACUGGUAAAAACAACCUGCUAAUAAUUUCUGCAACUCCAAUCAAAAGCGUAUACACUGCACCAAAUGAGCAGUUGAAUGAAAAAGAGUUAAAAUUCAGUACCCGUCAUACCAAUGCGGGAAUUUUAAGCUAUGUCGAUGAAAGCUCUGUCGAAUCGACCGGAUAUCUACCGCAAGAUAUUCUAGGCCGCUCUAUAAUGGAGUUAUACCAUCCCGAAGAUAUGCCACUUCUGAAGAAAAUUUAUGAAACUGUAAUGUUGAAAGGGCAAACAGCUGGUGUGUCCUUCGUGAGUGAACCGUACCGAUUUUUGGUGAAAAAUGGCGACUACGUCGUGCUGAAAACCGAAUGGACCAGUUUUGUUAAUCCAUGCUCUCGUGAGCUAGAGUUUGUCGUUGGAAGACACCAAAUAAUAGAAGGUCCAGCGAAUCCUGACGUAUUUUCAUCGCCAUACUGUUGGCAAAACACAUAUUCCUUCCCCAGAGAGCUGUUGAAAAAAGCCAAAUCGAUAGAGGAGCAAAUUUUGCGAUUGUUGAACGGACUAGUGGCAAAGCCUCUGUGUACCGUUAAGCAAGACUUUCUGACGCAUUGUAAGGCAAUAGCUUCCUUUAUGGAGGAGCUGGUAGAGAAAGUUACACAGUCAGAAGGUAAAAACAAUGCAUUGAAUGAAUCCGAAUUCACUUUUUCAGAGCGAGUCUCUGUUAUGCUUGGCGAGAUAUCUCCACAUCAUGAUUAUUUCGAGAGCAAAAGUUCUUCAGAUACAUCACCGUCCUACAAUCAGCUCAAUUAUAAUGAUAAUCUCCAACGUUUUUUCGACACCCACCCUGUGAUGAACAUCAAAGAAACGUUUAAAAUAGAUUCUUCCGGCUCGACAAGCACGGGAACCAUCGAAGAUCAAGCUAAUGCAAGUCCUAAUCAAAAAUUCUGGGCAAGCGGCGAAGGAAGUGGAAGCAGUGCAGGAAAUGUGAGCUCGGAAAGCAACAAUCAAAUGGACAUUACUAGAAAUAUACCAAAUAAUAUAAAGAAUUUAUCGGAUGGAUUUCAGCUUCCAACAUUGACAGAACAAAUGCUUUCUAAGCACAAUGAAGACAUGCAGAAUGUAAUGUUAAAGAGACAUCGAAAAAUGCGGUCUAUGGCACGAGGUACAGAGAAGAACAAGAAAGGUCCACUAAAUAAAGCACACGCAAAAUUAGCACAUGGAGUUAAACGAAGCUCCGCACACUCCUGGGAAGGAGACGUUCAUAAAACUGUUAAACAUCAGCAUAGCCCGAAUACUUCUGGCGACUGUCAACUUCAGCUACCCCCACCACAACCACAAAUACCUCUUAAACCCUCGUCAUCACAACCUACCGUCACUAUGGAGUCUUGUGCCUCGGCUGUAUACUCAUCGGCGGUCUCCGUUCUCAAUCGACUGCCUUCUAUGCUUCAAACAUACACAAUACCUCACAACGCGUGGUUCCACACAACCCAGAGUUCUACCAUAUGUACAAUUCCACACAAUGCACACACUUCGAUGGCCAAUCGGGCUGUUUCGAAAUCAUCUAGGAAAGAUCCCAGAAUGAACAGCAACUUCCAACAUGAGUAUAUGAGGAAAGGACGCUCAAGUGGGCAGAGAACAUCAAGCGAAAUCAUCGAUGACACCAACGAAUCAAGCUUUUCCAGUUUCUACUCAAGUUUCCUAGAUACGGAUAGCUCCUCAGGGAGGACACCAGUACUGGAUCCUAGUGAACUGAUCUGGGAUACCGUUGGAAGUCAUCCUGUGCUCAAGAAUCGAAGAACUGAUCCACCCUGGUUCGACAACGUUUGUCAAACAGAGGAACUCAUCUACCAGUAUCAGUUAGGCGAAAAAUCCGUGAACAACUUACUGGAAUCCGACUUGGCUGCCUUAAAAAAACUGAAUCAGCCAAUUCUGGUAAACGAUCAGCUGGAGCAACUGUAUGUCGACCUGGAAAGCAGAUGCCUAUCAGCCAAGUUAUCCCUCGGUGAAAGCACAUCCAGCAGUAGCAGCGAUGGUUGCGACAACCAGAAUAAGGCUAGAAUUGUUAAACGAAACCAUAAAUACAGCCGGCUGGUGUGGAUCUACGAAGAUAACGCGCCGCUGCCACCGCCCGACGUUAAUAAAUGAUUUGACUCCUUUAUAGUUUGAACGGCUUCAACUUGGAAUGCGUUAUCAUCUCGAUUAGAGGGGAAUAACGCAUAAAAUACAAGGUUUCCGAUAGAAAAUUCUAGAUUGCUGGAGACCAACUUUGAAAUGUCCAAACCAGUGCUGACUAUCGCAGAUGUUUUGAGGCGGCGCCAGACAUGUAGUAUUCAUCAAAUCCCAAGAAACAUUUCGACAAGUAAUGGUGCAUAUCUGUUACAAAUUACUCUACGGAUCAAAGCGAACAGCGCAUAUAUACCAUGCAUGUCUGAAAUUGCCUUCACAAACGUAUGCUAAAACUUGUUCAUAAAUUUGCACUGGGUGGUCCAGUGCCGACAUGGUGAUGCGGUGCUCCGGAGAGAACUAGCAAGGUUCACCUCCCGGAACUCCAUCUAGUCUAACAUUCAUAUAGAAUAUUCCCGCUUAAUGAAGGGUGAAAUUUAUAUAGACGGUUCGGUAAUGCUCAAAACUAAUUGAGCCCAGAAAGUUUUGUUAGUUGGCUUUUGAGUUGAGCGUAAUAACUUCAUAAAAUAAUUCAUAAUUUACACAAUAUUUGUUGGUUCUAUGUUUGCAACUUACCAAGGAAAUAUCUCCGAGUUACAUGUUAUUUGUGGUACAACUAGUCAAAAUGUCCAUGCUAGUUUAAAUGGUAUUCCAUGUUUAGAGAAUGAUAAACUAUUUAUUAAAUAUAAAAUAA